UAUAUAAAGUCAAACAAACUACACAAACACUCAGUUCAAUUGAGUUAAUUGAGUUAUUUGAUCAAGAUUAGAUUGAAAAGUGCACAUUAGUCUUAGUUCUAUUGAUUAUAUCAUCAAGAAAACUCCCUGUAACAAAAAAAAAACUCCCUGUAAAAAUGUCGAAGCAAGCAAUAUAUGUGAAGCCCGAUAUCAAAGAAUAUGAGCAUUUGUCUGAGAAAGAGCGAAUGAUAGCCGGUUAUCCAUAUCACCCAGGUGAUGAAGUGCUUUGUAAUGAGAGAACGAAGGCAAGAGAACUCAUCAGAAAGUACAACGAUAGUGUGGUUGGUGAUAAGAAAGGGCGACGAGAAAUUCUGGACGAACUUUUGAAUCCAGCAUGCCGUGGCAAGAAAGUAUUUCUCGAGCCACCGUUCCGUGUUGACUACGGUUAUAAUCUGACACUCGGAAACAAUUUUGAAGCCAAUUUUGAUUGUGUGUUUUUGGACUGUGCACCAAUAACGAUUGGUGAAAAUUGUUUGAUGGCGCCAGGUGUUCACAUUUAUGCAGCGACGCAUCCACUUUCUCCAAAGUAUCGUAAGAGCGGUAAAGAAUACUAUGAAUUGGCGUAUCCAGUGAAAAUUGGAGACAACGUUUGGAUUGGUGGCAAAGCAAUCAUUUGCCCUGGCGUCACAAUUGGCGAUAAUUCAAUAAUUGGAGCAGGAGCUGUCGUUGUGAAAGAUGUUCCAUCAAAUGUCGUUGUGGCUGGCAAUCCGGCAAAAAUUAUUCGCACUAUUGAUAUUGAAGAAUAAUAUGUAUAUUAUGAGAAUUGUCCGAAUGAACAUUUUUAUUUCAUCAAUGGAAUAAAAAUAAAUUAUUCAGUAUUUUUGAAAUUGCUAAAA
Molecule: messenger RNA, 875 nt
Organism: Contarinia nasturtii (swede midge)
Lineage: Eukaryota; Metazoa; Arthropoda; Insecta; Diptera; Cecidomyiidae
Product: maltose O-acetyltransferase-like
Exons: 2
Coding region: 156-785 (209 amino acids)
Cellular component (GO): cytosol
Molecular function (GO): acetyltransferase activity
Source: RefSeq, a predicted model, not a curated record